Molecule: messenger RNA, 1757 nt
Organism: Bolinopsis microptera
Lineage: Eukaryota; Metazoa; Ctenophora; Tentaculata; Lobata; Bolinopsidae
Product: zinc finger protein 658B-like
Exons: 6
Coding region: 72-1499 (475 amino acids)
Source: RefSeq, a predicted model, not a curated record
GGCAUGAUUUAAAUAGCAAAAAUUACUUUUUAUAAUAGAUAUUAAAUCAAAGAUAAGCACAGAUUAAUAUUAUGGAUGAUUCAGUUCCUUCCAACAUCACUACAACCCAGAGCGAAUCUGCCAGAAAUGUUGUGUACUCCUCUGGCGCUCCCAGUGAGAGUGUCACCUGUAUUCUCCUCUCUAAUAACACUGACGGACAGGUCGUCCAUCAACUCAUCCAACUACCGACUGAGUCUGUGCUGGUGGUGGGGAGUGAACAAAAUCAGGACCAAGUCACAUACCACAUACCUCACAAUGAGCAGCCCGGCGACUCCCCCGAGGAGCUGCUGCCAAUAGAAGGAGCCCAGAGGACACACUACGAGGAACACCUCCCUCCUCCAGAGAAUACAGAUCACAACCCCGUCUACUACUCCCAGACAUUCUGCAGAGACUGCAACAAGAUAUUCUCCAGCCCGACUAAACUGCGGGAUCACAACCUGGUUAAACACAAGGGACUGUACACGUGCGGGGUCUGUCUGAGAGGGUUUAAAACCACCUACUGUCUCAAAAAUCACACUGCUACUCACAACGAGAAACAGUUUAUUUGCUGCUAUUGUGAUAAAUCCUUCGCCAGAGGCACUUCUCUCCGAGAUCACAUCAAAAAGAUCCACAAAAAGGAGGAGAAAUGCUUGAGUUGUGGUAGGCUGAAAGAACCUGAUCAUAUCUGCUACAAAUGCAAGGAAUGUGUGGCUUCCUUCAAGACAGUGGCAAGUUUUGAAAGCCACAGUUGUGGCAAGACCCGGAUAUUCGUGUGUCCGUACUGCGGAGAGAGUUUUACAAGGAACCAGGGGUUACUGAACCACAUGCUGAAUCAGGAGAAUAAACGCAAGUUCAAAUGUGUCGUCUGCAAUGAUCGCUUCAAUACUCAAGCCCAGUUACGGAGACACGAGAGGGUCCACACGCCGGACGAGUGGUUCAAGUGUAGGAUAUGUGGUAAAAAGUACGCCACAGCAAGCGGCUUUAGGUCCCACAACAUUAAGAAACACAAGGGACACAACCCUAACGAUGUGAAACCUCGAGCAAGGACGAACCAGAGGAAACUUCGAAAAGGCCGGCCUCACCGGAAAUAUCGAGAUGAUGCAGUUCAAACAAAUCAACCACCAUGUAACUCCAGAUCUUCUCAGACGAGUGUACCUCCCUCACCCUCUUCCAAACCUGGAACUAGCCCACACUAUCCAAAAUUAAGUUCAAAUAAUCAAGAGUUCCCAACUUCUGCAUCAAGACUCAGGGACGGACAAUUUCAAACGUCUCCAAUCAGAGACUCUUCCUCCACCGCCUCCUCUCCUGAAAGAGACACAGACUUUCCUUCGUCUCCAGUCGGAGACAGAACUUUUGUUGAGACGGCUGUUUCGCCGUCAGAGACCUUGUCUUCUCCGUUAGGCGAGACAACUUAUCAGGUCCCUGCCUUGAUGAACUGUUCGGAUGACGUUAUCAUAACCACUGAUUCCCGGUUUGAUUAAAACCAUCUGUUUGUUAAAACUAUUAUUAUUUGCACAAAUCGACCAAUGACUAGGUCAGAUUUUAAGUGAAUUUAUCCAUUUUGAUAGAAUCCGUAAUAUUUAAACUCAAAAGUUUUGGUUUGUUAUGACAUUUUACUUCUCCGAAUGCCUUUCUACUUCCUAUUUCAUAUGCUCCCUUCUAACAGUUUUGUCUUUUUGGUAAUCACUACUGCUGUAUACACAAUGUAAAUAAUGAUAUUAUGUGAGCAGUUCUAUUCA